This is a messenger RNA of Megalops cyprinoides (Indo-Pacific tarpon), 3691 nucleotides long. RefSeq names its product ubiquitin specific peptidase 25 (gene usp25). Gene Ontology annotation, molecular function: cysteine-type deubiquitinase activity; cysteine-type endopeptidase activity; protein binding. The transcript has 26 exons. Gene Ontology annotation, biological process: regulation of protein stability; protein deubiquitination. Gene Ontology annotation, cellular component: nucleus; cytosol. The record is from RefSeq and is a predicted model, not a curated record. Lineage: Eukaryota; Metazoa; Chordata; Actinopteri; Elopiformes; Megalopidae. The coding region runs from base 187 to 3654 and encodes 1155 amino acids.
CAGAAAGGCAAUUGUGUUGAUGGCUUACAUGCAUUUUUCCUCCCUCGCCUGCAUUUCCCAUGGCGCCCGCUGUUGCGCUGAUUAAAAGGGGGACAUCUUAACUGUCAAUUUUUACUCUGUUGGUUUUAGAAAAGUAUUUUACGCUUGGUUUUAUUUUAUUUUAUUUCAUUUCCUUCUCAACCGGCCAUGACCGUGGAGCAGAAUGUCCUCCAGCAGCAUUCUCAGAAGCACCAACAGACACUACUGAACCAGCUGAGAGAGGUCACCGGAACCACAGAUGCCCAGCUCUUACAGCAGGCCCUGCAGGUCAGUAAUGGAGACCUUGCAGAGGCGGUGGCCUUUCUGACGGAGAAGAACGCCAAGGUGCCCCAGCAGGGUGAGACCACUUACUACCAGACGGCGCAGAUCGGGAAUGACAGAUACAUCAGCGUGGGCAGCCAGGCGGACACAAAUGUCAUAGAUCUGACUGGAGAUGACAAGGAUGACCUUCAGAGAGCAAUUGCACUCAGCCUGGAGGAGUCCAACCGGGCCUUCAGGGAGACGGGCAUCACGGACGAGGAGCAGGCCAUCAGCAGAGUCCUGGAGGCCAGCAUAGCAGAAAACAAGGCCAGCCUGAAGCGGACCCACACAGAGGUGUGGAGUGAUUCGCCCAACCCUCACGAGAGGAAGAGGCUGGAGAACUGCCCGGUUGGGCUAAAGAAUGUUGGCAACACAUGCUGGUUCAGUGCUGUCAUCCAGUCUCUCUUUAACCUGCUGGAGUUCCAGAGGCUGGUGCUGCACUACUCCCCGCCUUCGCGAGUACAGGACCUCCCACGCAACCAGAAGGAGCACAGGAACCUGCCCUUCAUGCAGGAGCUGAGGCACCUCUUCUCCCUGAUGGUGGGCUCCAAACGGAAGUACGUGGACCCAUCCCGGGCUGUGGAGAUUCUGAAGGACGCCUUCAAGUCCAGCGACUCUCAGCAGCAGGAUGUGAGUGAGUUCACCCACAAGCUGCUGGACUGGCUGGAGGACGCCUUCCAGAUGAAAGCUGAGGAGGACAGGGAGGGAGAAAAGCCAAAGAAUCCGAUGGUGGAGCUCUUCUACGGUCGCUUCUUGGCUGUGGGUGUCCUUGAAGGAAAGAAGUUUGAGAACUCUGAGAUGUUCGGUCAGUACCCUCUGCAGGUGAAUGGUUUUAAGGAUCUUCACGAAUGCUUGGAGGCAGCCAUGAUCGAGGGAGAGAUCGAGUCCCUACACUCCGAGAACUCGGCAAAGUCCGGACAGGAGCACUGGUUUACCGAGCUCCCACCCGUGUUGACGUUUGAGCUCUCUCGGUUCGAGUUCAAUCAGGCGCUGGGGCGACCCGAGAAGAUCCACAACAAGCUGGAGUUCCCUGCCAUGCUAUACAUGGACAGGUACAUGGACAGGAAUAGAGAUAUCACCAGAAUUAAGCGUGAGGAGAUCAGGAGGCUGAAGGAGCACCUGACAGUACUUCAGCAGCGGCUGGAGAGAUAUCUCAGCUAUGGUUCUGGUCCUAAGAGGUUCCCUCUGGCAGACGUGCUCCAGUAUGCCAUGGAGUUUGCCUCCAGCAAGCCUGUCUGCACCUCACCUGUGGAGGACAUUGACACAUCAGCACCACCUGGUGGCACAACGGCACAGCUGCAGCCAGCUCCAAGCACAGCCGACCAGGGCCCCUCGAGUUCCCCCGAGACCCCCGCCGUGGGCCCCCUGUCGCAGCAGCGGGUCUCCAUCCACAAGCCCUUCACACAGUCCCGCCUCCCGCCGGACCUUCCCAUGCACCCGGCGCCGCGCCACAUCACCGAGGAGGAGCUGCGGGUGCUGGAGGGCUGUCUGCACCGCUGGAGGAGCGAGGUGGAGAAUGACACCCGGGACCUGCAGGCGAGUAUCUCCAGGAUCCACAGAACCAUAGAGCUCAUGUACUCUGACAAGUCAAUGAUGCAGGUCCCAUACCGGCUGCAUGCGGUUCUGGUCCACGAGGGCCAGGCCAACGCCGGACACUACUGGGCCUACAUCUACAACCCGCACCACCGGCGCUGGAUGAAGUACAACGACAUCUCCGUCACCAAGUCGUCCUGGGAGGAGCUGAUGCGGGACUCCUUCGGGGGUUACAGGAACGCCAGCGCCUACUGCCUCAUGUACAUCAACGACAAAAAGCCCUUUUUGAUAGAAGAGGAGUUUGAUAAGGAGACGGGUCAGAUGCUGAGUGGGCUGGACAAGCUCCCACCGGACCUGAAGGAGUACGUGAAGGAGGACAACCAACUGUUCGAGAAGGAGCUGGAGGAGUGGGACGCCAUGCAGGCCCGCAAGGCCCAGCAGGAGAAGCUGGCGGCAGCAGCGGCUACGCUCUCCUCCCAGCCCAUGAGCACGGAGCCAAGCCCUCCAGAGAGUGCAGCCCCCCUGCAGGACCCAGAGUACAUGGAGCAGCCCUCCCCCACCGAUGACUCCAAGCACCUGAAGGAGGACAUGGAAAGGGCCAUCUCCAAGGCCGCAGCCGAGCAGGAGGAGAGGAGCCCGGAGGCCCUGCUAACCGCACGUACUUCUGACGGCACCCCCACAACAUCUCCCCCUCAGCCCACGGGUGUGGCCAGUCCCCCCGAAACCCCUCCCCCCAAUGACGUGGCGGAGGCGGCCACCCCCCCGGCCCCCUCCGCCCAGCGCAUAGUGGAGGUGGCCAUCCCCCAUGUGGGCACCUUCGUCAUUGAGACAGAGGAAGGGGGUUACGAUGACGAGGCAAUGCUGACCCCAAACAUGCAGGGCAUUAUAAUGGCCAUUGGCAAAGCCUCGAGUGUUUACGAGAAGAGUGGCCCCGAGGCGGCCUUCUUCAAGGCCAUAAAAGUAGAGUACACCCGCCUACUGCGAUUCGCCCAGGAGGACACCGCCCCCGAAAACGACUAUCGGCUUCAGCAUGUGAUCGUCUACUUCAUCCAGAACCAGGCUCCCAAGAAGAUCCUGGAGAGGACCCUCCUCAUGCAGUUUGCCGACCGAAACCUCGGCUUUGACGAACGAUGUAAGAACAUCAUGAAAGUCGCACGGCAAAAAUUAGAUCUUAUAAAGCCAGAUGAGGUGAACAUGGAAGAAUAUGAGAUGUGGCACCAGGACUACAGGAAUUUUAGAGAGACGACAAUCUACCUAAUGAUAGGCUUGGAGCUCUUCCAGAAGAGGAGCUACGUGGAGGCCUUGAUGUACCUGAUCUACUCCUAUCAGUACAACAAAGAGCUGCUCUCGAAAGGUCCUUACCGCGGGCAUGACGAAGAGCUGAUAGCCUAUUACCGGAGAGAGUGUCUGCUGAAACUGAACGAGCAUGCGGCGGCGCUGUUCGAGUCCGGGGAGGAGCCGGAGGUCAACAACGGCCUGAGCAUCAUGAACGAGCUGGUGGUGCCCUGCAUCCCCCUGCUGCUGGUGGACGAGACGGAGGAAAAGGACAUGGUGGCGGUGGAGGACAUGAGGAACCGCUGGUGCUCCUACCUGGGCCAAGAGAUGGAGGCCCAACUCCAGGAGAAGCUGACCGACUUCCUCCCCAAGCUGCUUGACUGCUCAACCGAGAUCAAAAGCUUCCACGACCCGCCCAAGCUGCCCUCCUACUCCACCCUGGAACUGUGCGAGCGCUUUAGCCGCGUCAUGACCUCCCUGAGCCGAACACCUGCUGACGGGAGAUGAGCUGCGCGCCUAUUCCCCACCCCUCCUCUUCACCCCC